AUGGGCUCACUACCCGAAGAUAAUCGCGUUGCCCUUGAAGAAAAAAGCGCUGUCCUGGUGCUGGUUGAUCAACUUCUCUUCUUCACGAUUUCGGCUCCGCGCUGCGCAAAGGAUGAGAUGAAAUUCCCUUUUUUUAGUGCGAGUCCCAAAGGCAAAGCUGGCCACGUCGCCGACGCCAUCCCGCUCGUCGAAUCAACAUCUCCAGGCAGAACAGGAAACAGAGCGGUGGGCUCCGACCAUGUCCCUCUUUCUGACUUCGAAUUCGUCAAAUUGCAGGAAGUUGAGCGGAUGUUGGAGGACAGAGAAGGAUGGAAAGACCGUACCGGCAUCGUGUUCGGACACUUCAUGAUGAUGGUAUUGACGGAGCUUAUUUGCUUCAUGCUCUUUCGCAUUUCCGCGGAUAAAUACUGGUGGCGCGAUCAGCCGCCAUCGCCCAACCCCCAGUCUGUCGAAAUCCUGGCCUAUAUUACUCCUCCGACAGCAGCGGUUGUGGCAAUUGUCGGCGUGAUUUGGGUGCUAUCUGGCCUGCACCUCCUGUUCUUCGUCACGCUCGGACUUUAUGUCCUUGUCACGACUGGCAGUGCUUUGUACGCUCUGGUGGUGGUCGGGGUGAGCAGGACCAACUCGGUUUGCAACCACGAUCGGAUCCAAAGCGACUGCGACGAGGCUCUGAAGUCUACUCUGGGCGCUGCUUUACUCAAGGUCUUGUUCGUGCAGUGCGCCGUUUGCCUUGGGCUGGUUGUUGUGGUACGUCUUGCGACUCAGGAAGAGCUUGAAGCUGGUAAAAGCAGAUCGGAAGAGGUGGGCAAGAGAACACCCGGGUAG
Molecule: messenger RNA, 825 nt
Organism: Clonostachys solani
Lineage: Eukaryota; Fungi; Ascomycota; Sordariomycetes; Hypocreales; Bionectriaceae
Source: the annotation of a GenBank genome assembly